GUAAAUAAAUUGAGUAAAUCACAUGUUUGGCUAACGAAAUCCCAACCAAAUUCUCCAUGAAACCCUUGCCCAAAAGGAGUGGUGAAGCAAGGGAACAAGAGGAAAUAUGAGAGCCAUGAAAUGGGUUCGCCAAGCCUCGACCAAAUGCGAAACGAUUCGGCACUCCACGGCAUCGGUGAUACGGUCCCUGAGGAAGCUCACUCCGACGGCCUUCAUGACACUCCGCCGGGCAGUCGCCAAGGUGGAGCACUUGGGCAUCAUGGGUCAGAAGCUUAGGCUGAACGAUCGGGAGCUGGAGGCCAACAAGAUGAUAAUGGCCGUCAAGAAAGAGGAGAUCUCCAAGGGCAUCCUGGACCCCACUAAGUUUACACCAGGUCAGCACAUCUUCAAGACCCUAACCGAGAUCCGCAAGUCGCCGAUCUUCAAUCUGAUCAAGCGGAUGCCCAAGGGUGGAGUGCUCCAUGCCCACGAUACGGCGCUCUGCAGCACGGAGUAUCUCAUAAGUCUGACCUACCGCGAGAAUCUCUGGAUUUGCACGAUGGAUGAGGGCUGCAAAGCGAUUGCCUUUCGCUUUUCCAAGGAAAAACCCACUCACAAGCCCAUGGAGAAAUGCAAUUGGGAGCCCAUGGCAGAGUUCCGAGAUCGGCGAGGCGAAGAUAAUGUAACCCGGUAUUUCAAGCGCCGCUUCAGCAUGUAUCCUUUCUCAAAAUUCAUUUCGAAUAAUCAAGCCUGGGCGCACUUUAUGGGCAUAUUUAUUCUCCUAGACGGCCUGCUCUGCCACGCCCCCGUUUGGGCUGACUACUACUAUAACGCCCUCAAGGAGUUUUCCGAAGACGGGGUACAAUAUUUGGAACUGCGAUCCCUGCUGCCACCACUCUACUGCAUCGAUGGCGAUAUGCUCACUAUCCGGGACACGGUGGCCAUUUACCAGUCAGAACUGGAACGCUUCAAGGCCGACCAUCCAAAUUUUAUUGACUCCAAGCUGAUCUAUGCCCCGCUCCGUGGUGUGGAACCCAGUGUGGUCGAGCAAUAUGUGAAGACAGCAGUGGAACUUAAUAAAGAAUUUCCCAACUUCAUGGUGGGUUUCGAUCUGGUUGGUCAGGAAGAGCUGGGACGACCACUAAAGGAUUUUGUGGAGCCCCUGCUCAAGAUGCCCGAACACAUAAACUUCUACUUUCACGCCGGCGAGACUAACUGGUUUGGAUCGCCCAUUGACGAGAAUCUGGUGGAUGCCAUACUGUUGGGCACUAAGCGAAUCGGCCAUGGAUUCGCCCUCACCAAGCAUCCGAUGAUGAUGCGGCUGGCCAAGCUGCUCGACAUUGCCAUCGAGGUGUGCCCCGUGUCCAACCAGGUGCUCCAGCUGGGCGUGGACUAUCGCAACCACCCGGCGGCGCUCCUUUUAGCCGCCCAUGUGCCCGUCGUGAUUUCCUCGGACGAUCCGUCCUUCUGGCGCUGCGCACCGCUGUCCCACGACUUCUACUUCGCCUUCCUGGGCAUUGCGCCGAUGAAGGCGGACCUGAGGUUCCUCAAAAGCCUGGCCAUCAACUCCAUCCGGUACAGUGCCCUGGCGGGCGAGGAGAAGCGGGUGGGCUACGUCAAGUGGCAGAAAUUGUGGGACAAGUGGAUCGAGGACGUGGUGGAGCAGAAGUGUAGUAGUUAGCUCAUGUACCUUCCAAAUCAAUAACACACUAGUAAAUAUGUAUUAUAUUCUCGCA
Drosophila rhopaloa is the source of this 1715-nucleotide messenger RNA. RefSeq names its product adenosine deaminase 2 (gene Adgf-B). The record is from RefSeq and is a predicted model, not a curated record. The transcript has 2 exons. Gene Ontology annotation, molecular function: adenosine deaminase activity. The coding region runs from base 107 to 1660 and encodes 517 amino acids. Gene Ontology annotation, biological process: inosine biosynthetic process; adenosine catabolic process. Lineage: Eukaryota; Metazoa; Arthropoda; Insecta; Diptera; Drosophilidae.